GUCACCAAUCAAACUGAAGGCGGAGCCGCAGCCGAAAACAACCGGAAGAGAACGCGCAGUAACAAUUUCUACUUGUUCGGAAACUUUUACACUCUACCACCGUUAAUGGACUUUAAUGCCUAUUAAUUUUAAAGCGUCUGUUUAUAUUUCCUAUUUUAUUCGGACUUGUUUGUGAGCCUGUGGUCGCUUUAAGUCGUCCAGGAAGCACGGCUCGUCCGUUCGGUUUGUUUACAUGAAUCAGCUGACGAGCUAACGUUAGCAAACUUGGGUCACAUGAGUUUUUAAUUAAACACCAGUGGUGUCCCUUUAGACGGAACACUGUGCUAGUGAAGGUAUUAAGAAGAAGACCGGGCUGCGGUGGUAACAAGUGAGACAUCGGGAGCAUGUCAGCGGGAGAAUACGCGCUGUAGCGGGUAACGGCGUUAGCUACAGGUUCCCGUGUUUGUUACUGGAUCCGCGGCCUGUUUUAAAAGGCCCUGCGGUGUCUUCAUGAUAACAUGCCCUUCUCCUGCCGGGACUGGAGAAGAUGGAUUCGGCCGCUGGUUGUGAUCCUGUAUAUUUUGCUGCUGAUAGUCGUCUUGCCGCUCGUCAUCUGGGAGCUGCAAAAGUCAAAGGUUGGAACUCAUAACAAAGCAUGGUUCAUUGCUGGGAUCUUUGUGUUCAUGACCAUACCUAUAUCAUUAUGGGGCAUCCUCCAGCAUCUGGUGCACUACACCCAGCCAGAGCUCCAGAAACCUAUUAUCAGGAUAUUGUGGAUGGUCCCAAUCUACAGCUUGGACAGCUGGAUUGCACUAAAAUACCCCAGGAUUGCGAUUUAUGUGGACACAUGCAGAGAAUGCUACGAAGCCUAUGUCAUCUAUAACUUCAUGACCUUUUUGCUGAACUACCUGGAACGCCAGUAUCCCAGCUUGGUGAUGAUGCUGGAGGUCCAGGAGCAGCAGAAGCACCUCCCCCCGCUCUGCUGUUGCCCACCUUGGCCAAUGGGAGAGGUGUUGCUGCUGCGGUGUAAACUUGGAGUGCUGCAGUACACUGUGGUAAGGCCCGUCACAACAGUGAUCGCUCUCAUCUGUCAGCUGUGCAACGUCUACGACGAAGGCAACUUUAGCUUUAAAAACGCCUGGACGUACCUGGUUAUUUUCAACAAUAUGUCACAGCUGUUUGCCAUGUACUGCCUGGUUCUGUUCUACCGGGCCCUGAGGGACGAGCUGAGUCCCAUCCAACCAGUGGGAAAAUUCCUGUGUGUCAAAAUGGUGGUGUUCGUCUCUUUCUGGCAAGCUGUGCUGAUUGCUUUGCUGGUUAAAGUGGGAAUAAUCUCAGAGAAACGUACGUGGGACUGGCAAAGCGUGGAGGCGGUAGCUACCGGCUUACAGGACUUCGUCAUUUGUGUCGAGAUGUUUCUCGCCGCCAUCGCGCAUCACUUCAGCUUCACCUACAAGCCUUACACCCAAGAGGCAGAGGAAGUCUCCUGCUUUGACUCUUUUAUGGCCAUGUGGGACAUCUCAGAUGUCAGAGCGGACAUUUCUGAACAAGUCCGCAAUGUCGGAAGGACGGUCAUGGGGCGCCCGAAGAAGUCCUACUUCAGCGAGGCGCAGAACGACGGCGAGCGAUCCGGGCUUCUGUCCUCGGCGUCUCAAGACGCCAUCACAGAAGCCGCAAGCAACCAAGGUCAGUACGAGGGGCUGGGAAGAACCCCCGCGCCGCAUUCCUUGUCAGCGCCCGCAGGGUUGGACUCGGCUGCGUGGGAGGAAGGUUUAGAGAAUGAAACUGACUCAACCCACGACGACGAAAGGACAAAUCACACCAAAGAACCAGAAGAGGCCGAUCUCAUAGUCAUCACUUAAGCUGGACUGGCGUCACAUGACUGGGCAGGCCCCAGUUCCACCGCUUUGUAAAGUAACUCAGACUUUAAGGUAAACGAAUGACACUAAGGAGAUUCAGAUGAGCCUAAGCAGCAAGACAUUUUUCUGUUAAUGACGGCUGUAAGAAUGUCCCGUCAAGGCUUCGGUCUAAUGUGGCUUGUUAUUAACACACAUUUUAAUGUUUUAUGUUGUAUGACUAAAUGACUGUGCCUCAAAGUCCUCACAAUAAAAUCCGUCAUAGCCGUGAAAA
Fundulus heteroclitus (mummichog) is the source of this 2109-nucleotide messenger RNA. RefSeq names its product transmembrane protein 184C (gene tmem184c). Gene Ontology annotation, biological process: transport. The record is from RefSeq and is a predicted model, not a curated record. Gene Ontology annotation, molecular function: transporter activity. The transcript is spliced from 10 exons. Bases 498 to 1841 code for a protein of 447 amino acids. Lineage: Eukaryota; Metazoa; Chordata; Actinopteri; Cyprinodontiformes; Fundulidae.